AUGGAUAUUUCAGAGUUUGAAAAAAAUUCUCUAUCCAAUAUUAUAUUACGUUCAUCAUAUAUUCCUACCACUAAUGAUAAUGAUACUGAUAAAUCAUUUUUUCUUGGUAUUGAUGAAGCCGGUCGAGGUCCUGUUCUUGGUCCAAUGGUUUAUUCGGCAUUUUUCUGUGAUGAAAAUCAACUUUCAAUUUUGAAAGAUCUCGGUUGUGCAGAUUCUAAACAAUUAACAGAAGAAAGUCGUUCAUCAAUAUUUGCUAAAUAUGAACAAUAUAAAAAUUAUCUUGGUUUUAUACUUAAAGUACUUUCACCUCAUAUGAUCUCAACAUGUAUGUUACGACGAGAUAAAUAUAAUUUAAAUGAUAUGUCUCAUGAUGCAGCUCUUGAAUUGAUACAAUUAGUUCUUGAUCAAGGUGUCAAUGUCAAGAAGAUCUUUGUCGAUACUGUUGGUAGUCCAGAUACAUAUGCAAAUAAAAUUCGUGCUCGUUAUCCAAAAAUUCAAAUAACAGUAUCAAAAAAAGCUGAUUCACUUUAUCCAAUUGUAUCAGCAUCAAGUAUUUGUGCUAAAGUAGUACGUGAUCAAAUUGUUCAAAAUUGGAAAAUACAUGAAUUUGAUGAUGAAAAAGAAUCGAUUGAAUAUGGUUCUGGUUAUCCUAAUGAUCCUAAGACAAAACAAUUUUUAAUUGAAUCUAUGGAUAAAAUAUUUGGUUUUCCAAAAUUUGUACGUUUUAGUUGGUCAACAGCAUCAACUAUUAUUGAUAAUAAAUGUAUUAAAGUAACUUGGGAUGAUCAUGAAAAUGAGAAUACAACAAGUAUAAUUCCAACAAAAAAACGUAAAUCUGAAGUAGUUGAAACAACAACAACAACAAAAACACUUUUCAGUUAUUUUUCUCAGAAAUCUGUUACUAAAAAUGAUACUGGUCAUCGACGUAUAUCGGGCAGUCAUUUUUUUCGUGCUGCUCAUCUUAAAUCAGCUAGUUUUCAUUGUAAUUAA
This is a messenger RNA of Rotaria sordida, 990 nucleotides long. The record is from the annotation of a GenBank genome assembly. Lineage: Eukaryota; Metazoa; Rotifera; Eurotatoria; Philodinida; Philodinidae.